ACCGAAGACAAAAAAAAAAGGCAAAACCGGAAAUCUACUAAAGAAAGGUGGAAAUGGUGUAGUUUGUUUCAAGAUCUUUGUUUGUUUAAUAGUGGAAUCCUAAAAGGUGCAUCAGAAGUUUCUUCAGAUCCGAUAAAGAAGGUCAGAAAUAUUACUAUAUUAUUCGGUAACGGAUUAUAGUUUUUUUCUUUUCAAAAUAAUAGUAAUAAUAUUGAGGCAAAAGCGGAAAAAUUAAAACAGUAGGUUGGCUGAAAGACGAUUUCUGUUGUCAAGAAUUUAUACAUAUAGGAGUACAUAUAUAUAAAUAUUUACAGAGAGAGAGAGGGAGAGUUAUAUAUGCAAAUGAAGUUGAGUGUAAGUAUGGGAGAAAGGAAAAGGAAGUUGAAGUAGAAGAAAAUCAACGGUUCUCAUAAGUUUCCAUUCCUUUUUGGUUUUUAACAUCACAAAUUUUCGUUUACUCUUCCCAAUUCUUCUGAAUAAUUAAUCUCCCCUUUUUGGUUAAUUCGUUUUUAGUUUGAAUUCAUUGCUUUAUAGCAGUGAAAUUUGGGGGAGGGCUUCGAAAUUCGUAGCAAAAAAUGUUGAAAGAUUUCAUUUUUCCCAUUGGUACAGUGUUGGUUUGUGUGUAAAUGCUAGUCAAAAUUUUUUUUUUCUUGGAAAAGAAAUUCAUUGUUGUGGAAGUCAUUGGUUUCUUUGCUGAUACAAAGAAUCAUUAGAAGAAACACAUGAUUUUAGCAGCUGUCAAAUUGAAGAAGAUGAGAUUUUCUAGGAGAAUUAGGAUUCAAUUUUCGAAAUUUAGGAAUUUGAUUUCCAUGUUGAGCUGUUAAUUGGGGGACCGUGUGUUUUUCUGUUGUUGGGACUGAUUCAUACAUAUAAUCUUCACUCAUUUUAUUGUGCUUCUGCAUCAAUUUUGUGUCUGAAGAUUUUGAGGGGAUUAAGGUUUUUGACUAUAAUUCUUGAAUCUCGAUACAACGUUGUUUAGUUGAGAUGAUUACGUUUAUGGAAUCUAAGGAGAGAAGCAAAGAGAGUGAGAGAUGUUUGGAUUCUCAGCUGUGGCACGCCUGCGCCGGCAGCAUGGUGCAAAUGCCGCCGGUGAAUUCGAAGGUCUUCUACUUCCCACAAGGCCAUUUGGAGCACGUUUGUGGCAAUCUUGAUCUUAGGAAUUGUCCUAGGUUGCCUGCCUAUGUACCUUGUAGGGUGUCUGCAGUUAAGUUCAUGGCUGAUCCUGAGACGGAUGAGGUUUUCGCGAAGAUCAGAUUGGCCCCCGUUGCAGGGGACGAGGUUGAUCUUGAUAAGGAUGGUGCUGCCGAGGUUGAUGGGGUUGAGAAUCGAGAUAAGCCCACCUCCUUCGCCAAGACCUUGACACAGUCCGAUGCCAACAACGGUGGAGGUUUCUCGGUGCCUAGGUAUUGUGCAGAGACGAUCUUCCCUCGUUUGGACUACUCGGCUGAUCCUCCCGUGCAGACCAUUCUUGUCAAGGAUGUCCACGGCGAGGUUUGGAAGUUCAGGCAUAUCUACAGGGGGACGCCCAGGCGGCACCUCUUGACAACGGGGUGGAGCACGUUCGUGAACCACAAGAAGCUCGUGGCGGGGGAUUCAAUCGUGUUCCUGAGGGCGGAGAAUGGUGACCUCUGUGUUGGGGUCAGGCGUGCCAAGAAUGGGAUUGGUGGCGGACCUCAGGUGCCACCACGGUGGAGCCCCGGUGGAGGUGGUCCCGCCGUGCCAUAUGGAGGGUUUUCAAUGUUCUUGAGGGAGGAUGAGAGCAAGUUGAGUAGAAAUGGUGGUGGGGCUAACAAUGGGAGUUUGAUGGGCAAGGGGAGGAGAGUGGAAACAGAAGAUGUGGUCGAAGCAGCAACCCUUGCUGCCAAUGGGAAGCCCUUUGAUGUGAUUUACUAUCCCCGAGCUAGCAAUCCCGAGUUCUUUGUGAGGACGUCUCUUCUGAGGGCGGCCCUUCAAAUACGUUGGUGCUCGGGGAUGAGGUUCAAGAUGGCCUUUGAGACGGAGGAUUCCUCGCGUAUAAGUUGGUUUAUGGGAACUAUAUCAUCAGUGCAGGUUGCUGAUCCUGUUCGAUGGCCUGAUUCCCCUUGGAGGCUUCUGCAGGUGAGGUGGGACGAACCCGAUCUGCUUCAAAAUGUGAAACGUGUGAACCCGUGGUCAGUUGAAUUAGUAUCAAACCUUCCCAACAUCCAUCUAUCCCCUUUCUCAUCUCCACACAAAAAGCUGAGAUUACUGCAGCCUCCCGAUUCCCCUCUCGAUGGACAACUUCCUUUGCCGGCCUUCACCGGCAGCCACCACCUUUUCGGGUCGAGCUACCCCUUCGGUUGUCUUACAGAUAACGCUCCUGCUGGCAUGCAGGGAGCCAGGCAUGGUCAAUACGGUAUAACAUUAUCUGACCUCCAUUUCAGUAAACUACGAUCCGGAUUGCUUCCACCCGAUCCUCCUCCUCCUCGGCCUCUUGAUCGAGCUUCCGUAGCCACCCGGCCCUCCAACUCUGUUUCCUCUGAACAGAGCAACGAGAAGAACAUUUCUUGUCUUCUGACAAUGGGGAGUUCAGCUCGAGUGUCAACCAAGCCCGAAAAUCGAAAGGAAAUGCCGUUCGUGCUUUUUGGCCGAGAAAUACUCACGGAGAAGCAGAUUUCAGUAAGCCGCUCCAGUUCUUCCGACUGCAAUGUAGACAGAGGUGGGAACACUUCGGAUGGGUCCGGCUUUGUUCUCAAUCGGAACGAGGCGCACGAGCGCGAGUGGCUUCAGCCGGAGCUAGGCAUAGAGACCGAUCACUGCAAAGUUUUCAUGGAAUCCGAGGACGUGGGCAGAACACUGAAUCUUUCCUUGCUUGGAUCCUACGAAGAACUGCACAUGAAACUGGCAAGCAUGUUUCGUGUCGAAAUCGCGGAUAUCUCGAAGCACAUCCUCUACCGUGACACCAAAGGUGUGGUCAGGCAACUUGGUGAAGAACCAUUCGGCAAAUUCUCGAAGACAGCAAGAAGGUUGAGAGUUGUAGUUGAUUCAGUCACUGACAAUCUAGAAGUAUAGAGAUUUAUGAUGCAGUUAUCAUCUUUAGUUCAACUAUGUCCGACGACGACGAACGGCGUCGUCGUCGGAAUCGAUGUAAUAUCGAGUUAACAUUAAGCUUAUUCUUUGGAAGGAUGUGGAUGGAUUUGUUUUCUGCAAUUUCGCGCAUGGUUUGUGCGAAAACGAUAAGAGAAAAUGUAUUAGAUUUUUUUUAGUGUUUGUUUGCAAAGGCAAAUCUUGAAAGAGGAAUAUUGAGAACUUGUUUAAUGAAUUGCUUUCUUGUGAUUUAAA
Messenger RNA from Salvia miltiorrhiza (redroot sage), 3300 nucleotides. Its product is annotated as auxin response factor 18-like. Gene Ontology annotation, molecular function: DNA binding; protein binding. The transcript is spliced from 3 exons. The record is from RefSeq and is a predicted model, not a curated record. Gene Ontology annotation, cellular component: nucleus. Bases 985 to 3030 code for a protein of 681 amino acids. NCBI's taxonomy places the organism in Eukaryota, Viridiplantae, Streptophyta, Magnoliopsida, Lamiales, Lamiaceae. Gene Ontology annotation, biological process: regulation of DNA-templated transcription; response to hormone.